Molecule: messenger RNA, 789 nt
Organism: Cucurbita moschata (crookneck pumpkin)
Lineage: Eukaryota; Viridiplantae; Streptophyta; Magnoliopsida; Cucurbitales; Cucurbitaceae
Product: rac-like GTP-binding protein RAC2
Exons: 7
Coding region: 70-660 (196 amino acids)
Biological process (GO): regulation of actin cytoskeleton organization; small GTPase-mediated signal transduction; cortical cytoskeleton organization
Cellular component (GO): cell cortex; cell projection; nucleus
Molecular function (GO): protein kinase binding; GTPase activity; GTP binding
Source: RefSeq, a predicted model, not a curated record
UGUUCUGAGAGAUUGUUGAACUUGAAAUUGGUGAAGGUUGAAGGUAAUACUCAUAAGGGGGUUCUUGAGAUGAGUACGGCUCGAUUCAUCAAGUGUGUCACUGUUGGAGAUGGGGCUGUGGGGAAGACUUGCAUGCUUAUCUCAUACACUAGCAACACUUUCCCAACUGACUAUGUGCCCACCGUUUUUGAUAAUUUCAGUGCAAAUGUUGUGGUCGAUGGCAGCACCGUCAACCUGGGGCUUUGGGACACUGCCGGACAGGAAGAUUACAACAGGCUGAGGCCUUUGAGCUAUAGAGGUGCAGACGUGUUUCUGUUGGCCUUUUCUCUAAUCAGCAAAGCUAGCUAUGAAAACAUCUCCAAGAAGUGGAUCCCGGAGCUGCGGCAUUAUGCCCCGACUGUCCCAAUUGUUCUUGUUGGAACCAAACAUGAUUUACGGGACGAUAAGCAGUUUCUGACUAGCCAUCCCGGUGCGGUACCGAUCACGACAGCGCAGGGUGAAGAACUGAAGAAAGCAAUUGGUGCAGCUGGUUACAUAGAAUGCAGCUCAAAAACUCAGCAGAAUGUCAAAGCUGUGUUUGAUGCUGCCAUCAAGGUUGUCCUACAGCCACCGAAACCGAAGAGAAAGCGACGAAAGGCCAGAAAAUGUGUGUUUCUUUAAGUUAGAUUUCAUUUCGUUUUUCUGAUGUGACAAACUUUGAAUUCUGUGUCUAUUUCGUUCUUGAAUUGUCAAAAGUAUCGAAUUUGUUUAUUAGUUUUUCAUUUUUAAUAAAUUCUUGAAUCUUAUAAA